AUGGAGAUCCAGGACCAAGUGGAUCUCUGUUUUCCACAUCUCCUCAACACAUCCUGCAGGAAGCCCACACUUCACUGGUCUGAAGCUGUGCUCCUGAACAUUCUGCUGUCGUCCAUCUCUGUGAUUACGGUGGUUCUCAACCUGCUGGUCAUCAUCUCAGUCUCCCACUUCAGGCAGCUUCAUACACCCACUAACAUCCUCCUCCUCUCUCUGGCUGUGUCAGACUUUCUUGUGGGCCUGCUGUUGAUGCCGGUAGAAAUCUUUAGGAAAACAGCCUGCUGGGUGUUUGGGGAUGCUCUCUGUUCUCUUUAUGGAUUUCUGACUUGCAACAUUGUCUCUGCCUCGAUAGGAAACAUUCUGCUCAUAUCAAUUGACCGUUAUGUGGCUAUUUGUUACCCUUUGCAUUACCCCACCAGAGUCACUGUGACAAAAGUGAAAAUCGGCGUUUGUCUGUGCUGGGUUUGUUCUUCUUUCUACAGCAGUUUUUAUGUGAAGGAUGUCCUGACUGAACCAAACAAGACUAAAUCCUGCUAUGGAGAGUGUAUGCUGGUUGUGGACUACAUUACAGGAAGUGUUGAUGUUGUUUUAUCCUUCAUUGUUCCCAUUACUGUCAUCAUAAUUCUGUAUCUGAGAGUAUUUGUGGUGGCUGUGUCUCAGGCUCGUGCCAUGCGCUUUCAUGUUACAGCUGUCAAAGUCCAGGUUUCACUGACUGUGACAAGAAAGAAAUCAGAGUUGAAAGCAGCCAGGACUCUUGGUGUUCUGGUAGUUGUAUAUCUCAUAUGUUACUGUCCUUAUUACUGUUACGCUGUUUUUGAGGACAAUGUGCUUAAUACUACAUAUGCCUCUUUUCUGAUUCUAAUGUUUUAUUUCAAUUCUUGUCUAAACCCUGUGAUUUAUGCACUGUUUUAUCCCUGGUUUAGAGGUGCUGUUAAACUCAUCGUCACUCUGCAGAUACUGAAGCCUGGCUCCUGUGGGGCCAGCAUAAUGUAG
Mugil cephalus (flathead mullet) is the source of this 990-nucleotide messenger RNA. RefSeq names its product trace amine-associated receptor 13c-like. NCBI's taxonomy places the organism in Eukaryota, Metazoa, Chordata, Actinopteri, Mugiliformes, Mugilidae. Bases 1 to 990 code for a protein of 329 amino acids. Gene Ontology annotation, biological process: G protein-coupled receptor signaling pathway. The transcript is spliced from 2 exons. Gene Ontology annotation, cellular component: membrane. The record is from RefSeq and is a predicted model, not a curated record. Gene Ontology annotation, molecular function: trace-amine receptor activity.